This is a messenger RNA of Prunus persica (peach), 1075 nucleotides long. RefSeq names its product ER lumen protein-retaining receptor. Gene Ontology annotation, cellular component: endoplasmic reticulum; cis-Golgi network; membrane. Bases 170 to 817 code for a protein of 215 amino acids. Lineage: Eukaryota; Viridiplantae; Streptophyta; Magnoliopsida; Rosales; Rosaceae. Gene Ontology annotation, biological process: endoplasmic reticulum to Golgi vesicle-mediated transport; protein retention in ER lumen. The transcript is spliced from 6 exons. Gene Ontology annotation, molecular function: ER lumen protein retrieval receptor activity. The record is from RefSeq and is a predicted model, not a curated record.
AAGAUCUACUCGCACAGAAACGCUAAAAACUGCAGAGGAAUUAAACCAGUUGCUGGCUUUCUGUGCCUUUCGGCUCUUUGAUUGGCAGAGAAGCAAUUAGUAAGCCAUUUCAUUUCUUUCAUAAAUUCCCAGGAGAUCCAAACACAAACAACCAUUCGGAUCCAACAAAAUGAAUAUAUUCAGAUUAGCGGGUGACAUGACCCACCUGGCCAGCGUCCUCGUCUUGCUCCUCAAGAUCCACACAAUCAAAUCUUGUGCCGGUAUUUCUUUGAAGACUCAAGAACUCUAUGCCGUUGUUUUCGCUACCCGCUACUUGGACAUUUUCACAGAUUUUAUAUCUGUAUAUAAUACCAUCAUGAAGUUGAUAUUCUUGGGGAGCUCAUUUUCGAUUGUUUGGUACAUUAGGCAGCACAAGAUUGUUCGCAGGUCCUAUGAUAAGGACCAAGACACCUUCCGCUAUGUUUUUAUUGUGCUGCCAUGCACAUUCUUGGCGCUAAUAAUCAAUGAGAAGUUCACCUUCAAGGAGGUCAUGUGGACAUUUUCAUUGUAUUUAGAAGCCGUUGCUAUACUUCCUCAGCUUGUGCUGUUACAGAGAACGAGAAACAUUGACAACUUGACUGGGCAAUAUGUAUUUCUUCUUGGAGCAUACCGAGCGUUAUACAUUCUCAACUGGAUUUACCGUUACUUCACUGAACCACACUAUGUCCAUUGGAUACCAUGGAUUGCAGGGAUUGUUCAAACACUGCUAUAUGGUGACUUCUUCUACUAUUAUUUCCACAGCUGGAAAAACAACAAAAAGCUCCAGUUACCGGCAUGAGUUCGUUCAACCACCCUUUACUCAGAGCUCAGUUUAGCUUUUCAUUCAUGCUCUUAGGAUAUGCAAAAGGAUUAGAUACGUUGCUCGGGAUAUCUGCUUAUUAUUGGACUGUCAAAACUGUGUUUUUGCUGUCUACGCUGUUAUCAAUUUCACAUGGCUUCUCAAAGCAACAACUGCUUUCAGUACUUUAGGAACAUAUACUUCUUAGAAUAUCAUGUUUUUGAGUCUGAUAUAUAUUAGUUCUCAGGCUUCUCAGAA